AUGACUGAGAAAUUAGUUUGUUAUCUGGAAAAGACUUGGUGUUUUUUUUUAGAGAUGGGGAGUUGGAAUCGGCGAAAUCAGAUCAGCGAUAACGAUGCUCAAGGCGACUAUAAAGAUCUACUCGUAUUCGGCUAUGCUUCUACAAUCUUCCUAAAUGACUAUCAAUCAGAGCACAUCGCUGAAGAACGGCAUAUGGUUCCAUGUCUUGGAGACUCUGAAAAUCGCGUGGAUAGGUAUGACUGUAGACUCCUAUUGCCGUCUCUGGACAUAGCGAUCACAAGAAGUUCUAUACCACCUGAGCAUUGUGAGACUGAAGCUAUCGAAGAGGAUAUGUGUGAAGAAGAGCGUUAUCAGGAUAUGCAUAUGGAUAUACAGAGAGAGCAGGAGGAAGAAGAAGAGAGAAGGCGGAAAGAGCAACGGAAUGCGAUCGGGUUUGAUUACGGAACAGGGAUUGUGAAAGAGCCAGAAAGUGAUAGCGAAGACGAGCCUUUCGAACCACCAGAAGGAAUAAAAUUUCCCGUCGGGCUCGAACUACCACCAAACAUGAAACUGCAUCAUAUUAUUGAGAAAACCGCCGCUUUCAUUGUCGCUAAUGGAACUCAAAUGGAGAUUGUUAUCAAAGCAAAACAACGAAACAAUGCUGAGCAAUUUGGUUUUCUGGAGUUUGAUAAUAAGCUGAAUCCAUUUUACAAAUACCUCCAAAAACUGAUUCGUGAGAAGAAGUACACACCGGAGCUUGGCAAACGACCAAAAAAGCUAGCAAAAAAGGUUUCAUCCACUUCGAAACCAGCUGUUUCGAGUUCCCUAGCCGCCAUUGCAGCAGCUCAUGGUUCAGGAUCAGACUCUGACGAUUCGGAUUCGGAUUGCGAGCUUCAUCCGUCUCUGUUGUCAGGCAGCUCGAAAAGACCUGCAUCCCCGGAAAAUCCAUCAGCUAUUGGCCCUCGGAAGAAGCCAGUAGAGCCAGAGAAACCACCCCCGAUGAAUUUAAAACCGGCCGGAGAUUUUUCUCAACGCAACGAUGUCUAUGCAGCUCUUUUCAAGAAUUUAGCACAUGUCACCAGGCAAGCAGCAGGCAUAGAAGAAGUUAAACAUGGAAUUGAGGAUUCGAAAAAGGAAGAAGAUGAUGAUCCAGAUGAACGCUUGGAUGAUCCUGACUACCGUGAGUGGUAUACAUCGUUCUACGGGAAAACAUGUCCUUGGGUCGGUCCACGUCCAAUGAUUCCGCCAACUCCCGAUCUGGAACCUAUUCUGAACAGCUACGCGGAGACAGUAGCUCAGAAAGGUGCAGAGAUAGAAACGUCUUUAGCAGCCCGAAAAGAUCUUCAACUUCAUUUUAUGGAUCCUCACAGUCCAUAUUACUCGUAUUACCAUCAUAAAGUUAGUCAAGAUAUUUUGUACCAUCUUAGUAUUGGUCUCCUUCAGGUUCGCAUGCAUCAAUGGCGCAUGUAUCAUCCGCAAGAGCAGUCCUCUCAUCCUUCUCCAAACAUUCUCGGCUCUCCGGUUCCACUAAUGUCAACUGAUCUUCUGCCACCAUCCACCGUCAGCUCUCCUGGACCAUCUAGUCUCAUGAGCUUGAACAUUUCGGCACCACCCGAACCACCAUUGAAUCGGAGACAACGUAGAAGACUUCUGGAAACUAGUCGUGUUGCUGAUGAUUCUUUAACAGAACCAGGGGUUUUCGAUCCUAUUUCUAUGCUCCCAAAAAGCGCUUCCACACCCUCGAACCUCCAGAAUUUGGACAAUUUUAAACCAGUUUCGUUCUCAUUGAAUGGUACCAAAGAUGAAUCAAGUUUUCGAUUUGACCCAGAUAUGGAUGAUUCUGGAAUAACUAGUCCUUCGGAAGGGUUUGAAGGUCUUCCACCACCACCGCCACCUCCAACGUUGUCAGGAAAUACGCAAACACAAGUGGACCGAAAGGAACGGGCGAGGAUUUUCAUGGAGAAGUUGCUGCAAGAGAAAAAAGUGAGAAAGCAACAAGAAGACGAGGAGCGAGCCAAACUGGAAGAGGAAACCAGAAAAAAAGCUGAGAGAAUAUCUGAAUCGUUGUCUGGAAGAAGAACAGUGGAGAUCCGUAGUUCUCAAGAGAAAAAAUCGCUGGAUGAGAUUAUCAACAGCAAGAUUAAUAGUGUUCUCUCGGAGUCUGGAUUUCAUCCGGAAGAAGAGAAAAAGGAAGCUGCAGAAGUGGAUAGAGAAAGAUAUACAACGAAACACCGAAAACGAAGCCGAUCCAGACGUCGUUCGAGAAGCAGAUCCAGUGAUCAUAAAAAGUUACGAAGACAUCACCACCGCUCCAGAUCUCGUUCCCGCGAUCGUCACCGUCGGAAUCGAAGCAGAAGUCGUGAAAGAAGUUAUCGUCGUUAA
Molecule: messenger RNA, 2361 nt
Organism: Caenorhabditis briggsae
Lineage: Eukaryota; Metazoa; Nematoda; Chromadorea; Rhabditida; Rhabditidae
Gene: Cbr-swp-1
Product: Protein CBR-SWP-1, isoform a
Exons: 7
Coding region: 1-2361 (786 amino acids)
Biological process (GO): RNA processing; mRNA 5'-splice site recognition
Molecular function (GO): RNA binding
Source: RefSeq, a predicted model, not a curated record